AUGGCAACGCAUGGCAAUUCUGGUGACACUGGCUUGACUGUGUACCAAUUUGGGUCAUCUUUGGUAAAUUCCAUUUCAUACGGUGAUAUAGUUGGGUAUUGGUAUGAUCACUUCAAGUGCAAUCCACUUUCUGACUCAAAAGGGAAUGAUAUUAGCAUCUCCAGAAUGAAGCUUUUCAGCAACAUCGAUGAUUUCUCAUCCUUGAUCUCAAAUGAAAUGGCAAAGAAAAAUGUACAUUAUGGACCUCCCAAAACCAUCAAUACCCACCAGAAACGCAGCCAUGUGAAACCUUAUUUCUCUGAUAAUGAGAAGCCAGAGAAAAUUAUUAACAGUGUUAUUCACAGCCCAAAAAGAGAAAGUGGCUUGGAAAGGAAACAGGGUCAUGGUAUUGGUAUUGCCAGAUUUCUUCAAGGAAAGAACUAUUUUAUUACUGGCGCUACUGGUUUCGUGGGAAAAGUUUUGGUCGAGAAGAUGUUGAGGACGGCACCUGAUAUGGGGCAAAUUUUUGUGUUGAUCAAAGCAAAAGACAAGGAAGUAGCAUUAAACAGAUUGAAAACUGAGAUCAUAGAAUCUGAACUGUUGAAGAGCCUUGAAGAAGUGUACGGAGUAAACUACAAGGCCUACCUGAUGAAGAAGCUGGUGGCAGUGCCUGGGUGUGUUUGUGAAUCUGAUCUUGGGAUGGACCCUCUCACAGCAAAUGAAAUUGCAACCAAAGUGAAUGUCAUUGUAAAUUCAGCAGCCAGUACCAACUUUGAUGAAAGGUACGAUGUGGCUCUGAACACAAACACCAAAGGACCGUUUGGUGUUCUGAACUUUGCGAAGAAGUGCAAGGACCUUUGUCUUCUCUUGCAUAUAUCAACAGCUUAUGUUGGUGAUGGAGAAAGACAAGGGAUAAUAAUGGAGAAGCCACUUUACAUCGGACAAGGAAGAGCUAGGGCAAUCACAGAACAGGACAUAGAUUUUGAACUAAAGUCGGCAUCAGAAAUGCUGGAUUCACUCCAACAGGAUCAAGCAACUCAGAAGAUGAAAGAAUUGGGUGUGAAGAGGGCGAAUAUGUACGGAUGGCCAAACACAUACUCAUUCACAAAGGCGAUGGGAGAGAUGUUAAUAAGCAGCUUCAGAGAUGGCACACCAAUGGUCAUUCUUCGUCCCUCUGUCGUUGAAAGCUCUUACUCUGAGCCUUUCCCUGGUUGGAUUCAAGGAUACAGAGUUCUUGAUCCGCUUAUAUUUAAUUAUGGGAAGGGUCAUCUCCCAGGAUUUCUUGCAGACCCCAAUGCAGUUAUAGAUGUGAUUCCAGUAGACAUGGUUGUGAAUGCCACAAUGGCAGCAAUUGCGAAACAUGGGGCUGCCGCAACACCAGAUUUAAGCGUCUACCACGUUGGAUCUUCUGUGGCAAACCCUAUUUCACUUGGAGCUGUGUUUGAUUAUGCUCGUAGCCAUUUCAAGUCUUUUCCAUUGGCACAGUCUUCUAAUGGGAACCAAAGUCUCAUUCAGAAGAUGAACUUCUUAGACUCUUUGGAUGACUUUUCGUCUUACAUUACAAUGGAGAUGGCAAGGCAAACUGGAUUGUUUCAUGAAACAAAGCUUGAACCUAAUCUCCAUAAAACCCUCCAAAAGAAGUCCACAAGGAAAGCACGGGCUUUCAUUCACUUGGCCAAGCUCUACGAGCCAUACAUGUUUUAUAAAGCGUGGUAA
This is a messenger RNA of Neltuma alba, 1695 nucleotides long. Its product is annotated as fatty acyl-CoA reductase 2-like. Gene Ontology annotation, cellular component: intracellular membrane-bounded organelle. NCBI's taxonomy places the organism in Eukaryota, Viridiplantae, Streptophyta, Magnoliopsida, Fabales, Fabaceae. Gene Ontology annotation, molecular function: alcohol-forming very long-chain fatty acyl-CoA reductase (NADP+) activity. The record is from RefSeq and is a predicted model, not a curated record. Gene Ontology annotation, biological process: suberin biosynthetic process; long-chain fatty-acyl-CoA metabolic process. Bases 1 to 1695 code for a protein of 564 amino acids. The transcript has 9 exons.